Messenger RNA from Ziziphus jujuba (common jujube), 1353 nucleotides. Its product is annotated as thaumatin-like protein 1. NCBI's taxonomy places the organism in Eukaryota, Viridiplantae, Streptophyta, Magnoliopsida, Rosales, Rhamnaceae. The transcript has 2 exons. Gene Ontology annotation, cellular component: extracellular region. The record is from RefSeq and is a predicted model, not a curated record. Gene Ontology annotation, biological process: defense response. The coding region runs from base 618 to 1139 and encodes 173 amino acids.
AACCCGUUUGCACAAAUGGCUCGUCAACCACAACCAAGGUUAAAUGACCAAACCAAAGUUAACCGCAACCAAUGGGUCUUGAAAAUGUCUAGCUUGGUGCAACGUAUAUAAAUGAAAUGAUAUCUUGUUAUUUUACUACCUUCCACUCCAUGAAGAAACUCCAUGAAGAAAUCAAAUAUUAGCUUCGUUUUAUUGUUCCUAAUAUCCCUAUCAAUAUUAUAUCUUGUUGUUGAUUCAAAAGUCUUGAUAAUAUUCAAGAAUGAUUGUGAUGAACCCGUUUGGCCUCUAGCCAAAUCAAAUGGCGGCAUCACACCAUGGCUGCUUUCGACAACAGAUGGUUUCGUCCUCCAACCUGGUGAAUCCGAAAACAUCUCUAUCCCGCCUUUCUGGUCCGGUUCCAUAUGGGGCUGAACCCGAUGCCACAUGGAAGACUCCAGCGAUUUUCAUUGUCUCAUCGGAGACUAUGGGUCUGACAAGAUAGGAUGUGGUGGUGAAAGCGACUUGUUGCAACCCGCCUCAACCACCAUCGCGGCGUUCAUGUUGAACGCAAUAGAUGGGAUGGACUAUUAUGAGGUGAGCUUCAAAACGGAUAUAAUCUUCCCAUUACAGUGACUCCUAUGGAUAGCAGAAGUGGUGGAGAUGAUGAACAUAACUGUGCUACUGCCGGAUGUGCUGUGAAUUUGACCAACUCGUGCCCAAAGGAGCUCCGGUACAGCGACGAGAGCUUGGGGUGUAAGAGUGCAUGCCAGGCCUUUGGGGAGCCCAGCUUCUGUUGCAGUAACCGCUAUACAGACUUCUUUAAGGAAACAUGUCCCAAGGCCAACAGCUUUGCUAAUGAAAAUCCUAGCACCUGUUCCUACCCUUCUUUUGGGCAUGAUUUUCACAUCAUUUUUUGUCCUUCCUCUUCAACCACCAGGUCUACCAGUUCAGAUAAAUUGCUCACGGAGCCCAUGGAGUCAGAUUCGAAGUUUGACUCGCGGACAAAAAUCAAGAAUAACUCUAGGAAGUGGAAUAAGUACAAAAUUGCUGCACUCGUAUCUGGGGCUUUGCUAACAGCGACGUUGUCCAUUGCGGUCUCCUGCAGGUUGAGGGAUGUACAUUGUUGCAAUGUACAAAUUAAUACUACUUUGAGGCUAUAAUAUUUAGGUUCAAUUUGUAUAUUUAUUGUAGGAUUUCGGAUAUCUUUCGGGUGUGAUUUGUAUUCCUGAUUGUUUUCUUGUUCUGUGUUGUUUAUUUGCUUAAAUUCCUAUAUCGUCAUUUUAGAUCUUUAUUGUGCAAAAUAAACAACAUACAAGUUUUUGCUUUUUGAUUGUCAAAUUGGGUGUUUGCUUCUUUCUAAUCUUAAUUAUGGUA